GCUGCGACCAUGGCGACCUCCGACUUCACCAUAGCCACGCUCGUGGAUAUGUUUCCAAAUGUCCCGUUGGGCAGGAUUCGAACUGUGCUAGCCAGCACGCAUGGCGAUAUGGAUGCUGCCAUCGACAUGCUGCUCGACCCAUCGAAUGCAAGAAAGCGCAAGGCCAAACCCGACAUCCGGUGCUUUUUCCAGUCACAAUCAGUAGCGCGGCCACCACCAAAGAAAGUCCACAUCACCUCGAGCACACCUGCAGAUAGCCUCCACUUGACCAUGGCAUCGCUGGUGCCAUGGGACCCUGCCAAGGACCCGCAGAAGCCGAAGCUCCUUACGUUGCACACGCUAAACCAGCACGUGCCUUGCCUAUCGCUUCAAACCGAUUUUCUUCCUCACGACCAAGCCAGUGACAUGCUCACCGAGAUGAUGGCUGCGUCAGCCGACUGGAUUCGAACGAAAUGGGUCAUAGUGGACCGCGAAGUCGAGUCCCCGCACCAUACACAACUGUACGGUUUGGAAGAAGCGCAUCUGGCGCGGAAGGCGGAUCUGUACACCAACACUGGCACAGCCGCGACCAACAUGCAGCAGUUUACGCCCAUGCUGCAUGCCGUCAAAGACCCAGUCGAAGCAGCAGUGAAUCACGCGCUGGCUUCCCGUGUCAGGCAUCCGCUAGAAGCGCCGGGGCCAUGGGUGGCCAACCUCGCGCUGGGCAACGUGUAUCGAACCUCCGACCAAAGUGUGGGCUCUCACUCGGACACGAUGACGGAACUGGGGCCGCGACCAACCAUCGCAUCGUUGACUCUUGGAGCUGAACGAGUAUUUCGCAUCAAGCGCCUCGCGACAAGCACGACACCGGCGCAAACGUUCAACGUGAAAUUGCCGCACAAUUCGCUGUUGAUCAUGUUUCCUCCAUUUCAAGAAUGUUAUCGGCAUGAAGUCCCCCCACAACAGCCGUGGCAAGUCAAAGUCCAUCCCGUGGCCGGCGAAACGCGAGUAAACUUGACGUUUCGCAUGAUGCGAGCCAACUACGUGCGCCACAUGCCGCAGUGUCGGUGCGGAAAGCCCGCGGUGCUUCGAACCGCCAAUCGGCCGUCAAAGAAACACGUGGGAGAGUACUUUUACAUGUGUGCUGGCUCCGUGCCUGCUUCGUGCUCGUACUUUUGCUGGCUAAGGGAUCGACUGCCCUUGCUGUUGGAGGGAGCAGCAACCGCGACGGCUUCCAGAGAUUAUGGUGUUGAUGAUCAAAAGUCGUAGUAUAGUCCGAAUAGUGCUCGUUCACGUCCUGAUUUUAUAAAUUGGAAUUGUACCCACGCAUACGUUUGAGAGAUACUACAGGCAGGGCUCACGUGUACUACGCAGUAAAUGUUUGCACAU
Molecule: messenger RNA, 1368 nt
Organism: Aphanomyces astaci
Lineage: Eukaryota; Oomycota; Saprolegniomycetes; Saprolegniales; Verrucalvaceae
Exons: 3
Coding region: 10-1248 (412 amino acids)
Biological process (GO): DNA alkylation repair; DNA repair
Cellular component (GO): nucleus
Molecular function (GO): zinc ion binding; dioxygenase activity; ubiquitin binding
Source: RefSeq, a predicted model, not a curated record